AUUUACCUAAUUACUGGAUUGUGUUAAGGUAAAUAUUUAAUAACCAUAGUACGUUAAACGGAAAGUCAUUGCACCAUGUUAUUGACAAUGUCAUGCGUCAUGAAUGUCAUUGUCAUUUGUCAUCUUGUUGUCACAUCAGUCAAAACUAAAAGUUGAAGCGCAUCAUUCGCCUGUUGUUGUUAGUUGUUACAGAUUUGCGCUGUAUUAUUAAUAAUAGACACCGGCUUGUAGAAGAUGUGCUGUCUCGAUGCCGAUGACUAGCAUUAACGUUGCGGAAUGGUCCGUGGAGCAGGUUGCGGACUGGCUGUCGGGGCUGGGCCCCACCGUGGCGCGCUACGUGCCGGCGCUGCGCGAGCGAGGCCUGGACGGGGCCAAGCUGCUCACUCUGCGCUGCGAUGACCUCGAGUACCUCGGGGUGCACGUCAUCGGACACCAGGAACUCUUACUCGAGGCGGUCGAGCAUCUCCGGAACUUUUGCGUGGCGCGGCUGGCGCUGCGCGUGUCGGUGCUGGCCACGGGGCUGGCGCGCAGUCUGGCCGCGCACUGCGACGCGCGCCUCGAGACACAGACGCUGGCCGACGUCGCCUCCACUGUACACGCUGUCAAGCCCCUCGUCUGCUGGCUCGACAGAUGGUCCCUGUGCGGCAGUGGCCUGUCGGAGCGCAAGGCGGCGCUGCUGAAGUUGUCGCUGGAGGCGGCCACGUGCGCCCAGCGCGACCGGUUCGCGGAGCAGCCCGCGCGGGCCGUCGCCGCCGCCGCCGCCGCCACCGCCGCCACCGCCGACUACAUCAUACAGGUAGUACACUACAUGCGACCGGUUCGCGGAGCAGCCCGCGCGGGCCGUCGCCGCCGCCGCCGCCGCCACCGCCGCCACCGCCGACUACAUCAUACAGGUAGUACACUACAUGCGACCGGUUCGCGGAGCAGCCCGCGCGGGCCGUCGCCGCCGCCGCCGCCGCCACCGCCGCCACCGCCGACUACAUCAUACAGGUAG
This is a messenger RNA of Spodoptera littoralis (African cotton leafworm), 994 nucleotides long. NCBI's taxonomy places the organism in Eukaryota, Metazoa, Arthropoda, Insecta, Lepidoptera, Noctuidae. The record is from the annotation of a GenBank genome assembly.